GAUCAAUGUGACCAUGCCCAUUGUGUUUCUAGAAUCAUUUGAUUAUCUCGAGUCGCAACUGAAGAACAAGUGCCACCAACAUUCCCAUAUUAGUUGUUCCUAAAUAGUUUGAAUUCUCCCAUGUUAAAUUCCUCGCUCCCUACAUAACUCUCUCCGUCUCUCCUUAGCCUGCUUGAUCCUUUCCUUUUCUCCUGAAUCAUAUUAUAUAACGCUCAGCCAGGCAUUUUCCGCCGCCACCAACAACCUCCCCAAUCAGAAAGCUUCAGUCUCAUCCAAAUCCUCAUGUUAUAAAUCCUCCUUGCACUACCGGUACCAACAACCGUACUAGACCAAAUGUCAAUUGACUGUUUUACAUGUACGGAAAUACUCCAGCUCUAACUAUAAUACGAGUUCUUCAUCGCCCCAUCCUGUUUGAUCCCGUCAGCAGUGACAUUUCACUCCAACAAGCGCACGGAACUUUGGGUCUGGAGGGUACUUUGAAUCCACAUCAAACAGCAAAACAGCCAAACCGUCUCAAGUCUUUAAUACCUCAUAAUCGUCCAUCGAAACUUAGUCCAAGCAACUAUCCAGACUCAAACUACAGCUGGUUUCGUGUUUUAGUCAAUCAUAAGAGGAAAAUCUUCGAUUGGAAUUGGAAUUGUUUCAAACAUUCUUAUAUAUUGGACUGAAAGACCCUGCCAAGACUCUUGGUUCCUCAACUCCAUUCGAUAAGACUAUGAAUACGGGGAAAAUCAUGUCCCACUUAUCAUCCCGUCAUGGCACCGAAACUACUGAGAGAUAUGAUGAAAUGACGGAAAUGUUAAAUGGUUCCAUACGGAUUUCUCAUGAUGACGAUUUCCAAGCUUCAAAUCAUUUAUCUAGUUCUUUAACUCGUUUUAGUUCACCAAUGGAAAAAUCAAGGAAACCAGCAGAUUCUUUCGAAUAUUCGGAUACACCGACUUUACGAGAUGAAUUCAUAUCAAGACCCAGGAAUUCAAACCAGACAAGUAGGGCGAGAUAUUGGUUGAAUAAGAUGACUUUAAAGAGUAGGAGGAAAUCAUCUUUUGAUGAAAUUGAUGGAUUUGAGGAUUUCAAUUCGGACACAACUACAGGUAUAGGGGAUGGAUUAUUGACGGGUUUACAUAAAACGACUAGACGGCAGAAGAAAAGCAAUGGGAUAUUCAAUUAUUUCGUCUUUGGGGGUAUAAGUGGUCUAGGAAUAUUAUCCAUUCUUCUUCUCACAAAUCUUAUGCUCGGGGCCGCAACAUUAUUUUGGCGCAAUGAUAUCGAUGAUGUUCUAAAAGAUUGGGGGAAACCUGGAACAGGUACAGAAGAUUUAGCUUGGUAUCCAACCGACUUCACACGAGAUAUAAAUCCCAUUCCAUGUCAUUCGCACAAUGACUAUUGGAGACGGGUACCAUUAUUCGAUGCAUUAAGAGCAGGAUGUACAGGAGUGGAGGCAGAUGUUUGGCUUUUCGAUAAUGAUUUAUACGUUGGACAUAAUACCGCAUCUUUACAACGAAAUCGAACAUUUCAAUCCCUUUACAUCAACCCUCUUGUCGAAAUUCUCGAACGACAAAAUCCAACUACUGAUUUUUAUAAUGGAACAAAUCAUGGAGUUUUCGAUGCGGAUGAUGGGAAAUCCCUAAUACUCCUAGUGGAUGUGAAGACUGAUGGUGCAGAUACAUGGGAAUGGGUCAUUCAACAACUCGAACCAUUACGAAAACGUGGAUGGCUUUCUUACAUUGAGAAUGAUACUUUACAUACUCGACCUAUUACUGUUGUUGGGACGGGAAAUACACCAUUUGAUGUCCUUACCAAAAAUUCAACAUAUCGCGAUGCAUUUUUUGAUGCACCACUUGAUACAAUGUGGGAAUCAAAGCAUAGUGCUGAGGAAAUGAAAGAUUGGUCUAAGUUUGAAGAUGGUGUACCAGGAGAGGAAUUAGAUGAAGAAGACGGUGAAGAGGGGCAAGUCUCUGAAACUUCUACCCCGAGUACUGUAUCCAUUCCGGCGAGAGAAGCUAUGCCGAUCCCUCAUAAGAAACCGAAUAAUGGACAAGGUAUGUCUGGUGUAUCACCAGAUACUGAUUUUAAUCCAUUAAACUCAUAUUACGCAUCUGUUUCUUUCAAUAAAGCAGUGGGUAAAAUAUGGAGAGGAAAAUUAAAUGCUAAACAAAUGAAGAUCAUUCGUGGGCAAAUUAGGGGAGCUCAUAGAAGGGGAUUGAAGACUAGAUAUUGGGAUCUGCCAAGUUGGCCAAUUGGUUUGAGAAACCAUGUUUGGGACGUUCUUGUCAAAGAAGGGGUUGAUUAUUUGAAUGUAGAUGAUUUGAGAGCGGCAGCAAAACAAGUUUGGUAAGGGGAUUAUAGAUUUUGUUCUCAAAGUUUGCAAAGACAAAGGCGAUGGUGUAAAGCAUGGUGGGGUGUUUAUAUGAUGUUGAGUUCAUGAUCGAUCAUCAUGAUGUUUGAAUAUUGGCAUUGGGGCAUAUUUAUGAGGAAUUCUUGGUGCAUAGAUGGCGUUUUUAUUUGCAUUAGCAUUGGGUAUACCUUGGGGAGUAGUUUGUCAUGAAGACAUGAUGAGUGUGAUAUUGUAUCCCAAUAUUUUAGUAUAGGAAUCAAAACAACAUUUACAUUCUGGGUGUGGCUCGUGGUGAAAUUUCGUUCA
Molecule: messenger RNA, 2641 nt
Organism: Botrytis cinerea B05.10
Lineage: Eukaryota; Fungi; Ascomycota; Leotiomycetes; Helotiales; Sclerotiniaceae
Exons: 2
Coding region: 1013-2335 (440 amino acids)
Biological process (GO): lipid metabolic process
Molecular function (GO): phosphoric diester hydrolase activity
Source: RefSeq, a predicted model, not a curated record